Messenger RNA from Anopheles nili, 1744 nucleotides. RefSeq names its product luciferin 4-monooxygenase-like. The transcript is spliced from 3 exons. NCBI's taxonomy places the organism in Eukaryota, Metazoa, Arthropoda, Insecta, Diptera, Culicidae. The coding region runs from base 1 to 1677 and encodes 558 amino acids. Gene Ontology annotation, molecular function: long-chain fatty acid-CoA ligase activity. The record is from RefSeq and is a predicted model, not a curated record. Gene Ontology annotation, biological process: long-chain fatty acid metabolic process; fatty-acyl-CoA biosynthetic process.
AUGGCACACGAAGACAACCGAUACGUCGUUAGUGGACCGCCCCAUCGGUCAGACAUUUCCGCCGGAUGUGAUUCGCUUGGUUCGUUCGUACGUCGGAAGUUGCUACAGAAUGGCCGCGAGGUAGCGCUGAUUGAUGGCGUAUUUGGGACGGAGGUUACGUACCGGGAACUACUCGAGCAGGGUGCGCGAUUGGCCGUCUGUUUGCGCCAACAGGUUGGCAUCCGGAGUGGAGACGUGAUCGGGAUCGUGUCGGAGAACCGGCUUGAGUUUCCGGCUGUGCUGGUGGGAGCUUUUCUACUUGGGGCCACAGUUGCACCGAUCAACCUAACCUAUACUGAGCGUGAGCUGGAACACGCAUUUGGGCUGUCAAAACCGCGUGUUCUGUUCUUCUCGGCGUUCGCUGCUGAUCGGAUCGUGCCUGCAGCCACCUCAGAACGGUGCCGUGGGUAUAUCGAACGCUUGGUUCUGUUUGGUGAUGAGAACCCUUUCGAAGCUGGUCCAGUAGUACUGCUGGAGCAGUUUCUCGCGACUCAACCACCGGUAGAUCCUGAAGGGUUUGAGAUCGAACCAACACGUGUCAAUGAGCAUGUAGCACUGAUCAUGUGCUCCUCCGGAACAACUGGUCUUCCGAAAGGCGUCCAGUUGACUCAAGCGAACGUGAUGGCUAGCGUCGGACUCACGGAGGAGUCAUCAUCGACAAUGACGGACAUGCCAGACCGCAUGGUGGUGUUGUGCGUGUUACCCUGGUUCCACGCAUUCGGUUGUCUGAGCCUUGUGAACGUCUUAUGCAUCAAGGAGUUGAUGGUAUCACUUCCAAAGUUCGAAGACUUUCUAUAUCUCGGCUGCAUUGAGACGUACCGUUGCAAUACGCUGCUAACAGUGCCACCGAUUGUGCUGUUUCUCGCGAAACACCCGCUGGUGGAUAGCUACGAUCUCGCUAGCGUGCACACGAUCAUCUGUGGAGCAGCUCCACUGCCACGGGAAACUGAAGAACUGCUGCGAAAGCGACACCCGCAGGUCCGGUACGUCCGGCAGGGGUACGGAAUGAGUGAGUUGACGUUGGCGACUCUCGUCCAGAGUGGUGAAGAUCACAAACCGGGCAGUGUAGGACGGGCACAGAUUGGCACACAGGUGAAGGUUGUCGAUCCGGAAACGGGUCGGGCUCUUGGUCCAAAUGAACGUGGUGAGCUGUGCUUCCGUGGUACGCAGGUGAUGCGAGGUUAUGUUGGAGAUGAGAAGGCCACUCGACUGACGAUCGAUUCAGAAGGAUGGCUGCAUUCCGGUGACGUUGGGUACUAUGAUGAGGAUGGCGAGUUCUUCGUCGUUGACCGGUUGAAGGAGUUGAUCAAGUACAAGGGGUAUCAGGUGCCACCGGCAGAGAUUGAGUCGGUGUUACUCGGACACCCGGGCGUCUUGGAUGCGGCCGUUAUAGGUGUUCCGAAUGAGGAGGCUGGUGAGCUUCCACUCGCAUUCAUCGUACGUCAGCUCGGUGAGGUUGGUGCCUCUGUUACAGCACAAGAACUUGUGCAGUACGUGCAACAACGGGCGUCGGCAGCUAAGAGGCUACAUGGAGGAGUGCGAUUCAUCGACGCCAUUCCGAAGAACCUGAGCGGGAAGAUUCUACGGCGCGAGUUGCGUGAACUUGCGCGAGAGGAACACACCCGAUCGAAGUUGUAGCUGCUUUGAGAGCUUAUCGGGUUGGGUAAUUGCUGACGCCGAUUACUUCAAUAAACCGCUGGUGUAG